Molecule: messenger RNA, 815 nt
Organism: Triticum dicoccoides
Lineage: Eukaryota; Viridiplantae; Streptophyta; Magnoliopsida; Poales; Poaceae
Product: protein FAR1-RELATED SEQUENCE 5-like
Exons: 3
Coding region: 115-636 (173 amino acids)
Source: RefSeq, a predicted model, not a curated record
UUUCGAGCGUUCCGUGCUGGGCCGGCGGCCAGCGAGCGGCGCGGCUGUUACCUCUCCGGCGAUUGUCCGGCCAGCCGUGCUCAAUCCCCAACUGGAUUUGGGCCCCUAGUAACUAUGGAAUGCCAAAGUGAAGUGAGCAAGGCUCCUUCUUUUGCUAUUUGUGAUGUCCAGUCUGACGCAGAAUCAGCCGUCCACACUAGGCCAAGUCUGGACAUUGGGUUUACUACACCACAGAAAUCCUAUAGUGCACCUUUCUGUGGCUCAUCUUGUACUCUAGAGUGUGAUGAUGCCAUCAGACCAGCCAUUGGGAUGACUUUUGCUGAUUUGAACGCAGCCAAGGAGUUCUAUGAAGCUUAUGCACAUCAUGUUGGUUUUUCAGUACGUGUGGGGCAGCAAAAGAUUGUCAAUGGUGUCAUUACUCACAAGCGUUUCUACUGUGACCGUGAAGGUUUCCGUGAAGAGCGGAAAGGUAAGGAAACUUUGGUAGCUAGCACUGGUAGUAAGAGGAGAUAUGAGAGGAAAAUCACUAGAUGUGGGUGCGAAGCUAAACUUGCAGUCAAACGUACGGUCGAGAAUAAGUACAUUGUGACACUUUUCGAACAGGAGCACACACACACACACACUUGUAUCACUUAGUAAAAAACAAUUCAUCAGAUCAAACAGGAAAGUUAGCCAACAAGCAAAAACUACAUUAUGGAACUGUCAUAAAGCUAGCAUUGGCACAUCCCUAGCAUAUAGGUUCCUUCGUGUAGACUUGUUUUUUUUUGAGAAUGUUGGCUGUACAAAGAGAGACUUGCAAAAUCACCACCGAAACC